Molecule: messenger RNA, 3593 nt
Organism: Limanda limanda (common dab)
Lineage: Eukaryota; Metazoa; Chordata; Actinopteri; Pleuronectiformes; Pleuronectidae
Exons: 21
Coding region: 75-3578 (1167 amino acids)
Biological process (GO): xenobiotic metabolic process
Cellular component (GO): cytoplasm; intracellular membrane-bounded organelle
Molecular function (GO): oxidoreductase activity, acting on paired donors, with incorporation or reduction of molecular oxygen, reduced flavin or flavoprotein as one donor, and incorporation of one atom of oxygen; iron ion binding; heme binding
Source: RefSeq, a predicted model, not a curated record
GACACUGAUCUUACACUGGUCAGAAGAGAGAAAACACAGUCCUUCCUCCUGCUGCUGCUUUGGCUUUUGAAACCAUGUGGCUUUAUGAUUUUUUGCUGAGUUUCGACCUUAAGGGGUUGAUUCUGUUUCUGUUUAUUUUUAUUUUAAUGGCAGAUUUCAUCAAACACAGGAAUCCACCAAAUUAUCCUCCAGGACCGCCUGGUCUUCCCAUUGUGGGGAAUUUCUUCAGUAUGGACAGCAAACAUCCACAAAAUUAUUUUACCAAGCUGGCUGAUGUCUACGGGAACGUGUUCAGUGUCCGCCUCGGGGGGGAAAAGAUGGUGUUUGUGACUGGGUAUAAGAUGUUGAAGGAAGCCAUAGUGACACAAGCUGAGAACUUUGUGGACCGACCACACAGUCCGAUGUUUGACAGGAUAUACAAAGGCGGUGGUCUGUUCAUGAGUAAUGGUGAAACAUGGAAGAAACAGCGACGUUUUGCUUUGUCCACCUUACGCACAUUUGGCCUGGGCAAAAGUCUCUUGGAGCAGAGCAUCUGUGAGGAAAUCCGAUACCUGCAGGAGGAGAUGGAGAACGAGAAAGGUGAACCUUUCAGCACAGCAGGCCUCUUCAACAACGCUGUAUCCAACAUCAUUUGCCAGAUGGUGAUGGGAAAACGCUAUGAGUACAGCGACCACAACUUCCAGACCAUGCUGAGGUAUCUGUCUGAGGUUAUAAGGUUGGAGGGCUCCGUAUGGGGUUUGCUGUAUGAAUCAUUCCCCAACUUGAUGGCCUACUUGCCAGGUCCUCACAACAAAUUAUUCAGCCACUAUAAUGACCUCCACGACUUCAUGAACCAGGAGUUACAGAGGCACAAGAAGGACCUGGACCACAGCAAUCCCCGGGACUACAUUGACACUUUCCUCAUUGAAAUGGAAAAUCACAAAGACACCGACCUGGGCUUCACUGACCAUAAUCUGAUUAUGUGCUCUGUGGAUCUAUUCCUGGCCGGAACAGAGACAACUGCCACCACAUUGCAGUGGGCUUUGGUUUAUCUCAUCAAUAACCCUGAUAUCCAAGAAAAGGUACAGGCAGAGAUAGACGGAGUGAUCGGACAGAGCCGUCAGCCCACUAUGGCCGACAGACCCAACAUGCCCUACACUGACGCUGUCAUCCAUGAGAUCCAGAGGAUGGGAAACAUUGUUCCUCUGAAUGGACUCAGAGUAGCUACCAAGGACACAACACUGGGUGGUUACUUCAUACCUAAGGGUGUGUCCAUAAUGCCCAUGCUGACCUCGGUGCUGUUUGACAAAGAUGAGUGGGAAACCCCGAACACGUUCAACCCCGGACACUUCCUGGAUGCUGAGGGAAAGUUUGUGAAGAAAGAAGCUCACCUGCCUUUCUCUGCAGGGAAACGUGUGUGUCUUGGAGAGGGCCUGGCCAAGAUGGAGCUGUUUCUGUUUUUGGUAGGUUUAGUGCAGAAGUUCUCUUUCACGGGUCCUGACGGAGUCGAGCUGAGUACAGAAGGAGUUACUGGAACGACUCGAGUGCCGCACCCCUUCAAGGUUCAUGCCAAGGUUCGCCACAAAGACACCGACCUGGGCUUCACUGACCAUAAUCUGAUUAUGUGCUCUGUGGAUCUAUUCCUGGCCGGAACAGAGACAACUGCCACCACAUUACAGUGGGCUUUGGUUUAUCUCAUCAAUAACCCUGAUAUCCAAGAAAAGGUCCAGGCAGAGAUAGACGGAGUGAUCGGACAGAGCCGUCAGCCCACUAUGGCCGACAGACCCAACAUGCCCUACACUGACGCUGUCAUCCAUGAGAUCCAUAGGAUGGGAAACAUUAUUCCUCUGAAUGGACUCAGAGUAGCUGCUAAGAACACAACACUGGGUGGUUACUUCAUACCUAAGGGUGUGUCCAUAAUGCCCAUGCUGACCUCGGUGCAGUUUGACAAAGAUGAGUGGGAAACCCCGAACACGUUCAACCCCGGACACUUCCUGGAUGCUGAGGGAAAGUUUGUGAGGAAAGAAGCUCACCUGCCUUUCUCUGCAGGGAGGCGGAUUGCAUUUUUUGUCAUUUGCUCGUCUGUGCUCCUGCUCUGCUCCAUGAUGAGGGGGUAUCUUCUCUUUCUGGGGCUCGAUCUGAGGGGACUGCUGCUGGUAUCUAUCACUGCUCUGCUGCUCGUGUACUUUCUGAACAAAAAGGAUCCUCCUAACUUUCCCCCGGGACCUCCAGCUCUCCCUCUUCUAGGAAACGUCUUCAGCAUCGAAGCCAAACAGCCUCACAUUUACCUCACCAAGCUCGCUGAUGUUUAUGGGAAUGUGUUCUGCAUUCGUCUGGGAAGACACAAAACAGUGUUUCUGUCUGGGUGGAAGAUGGUGAAGGAAGCUUUAGUGACACAGGCGGACAACUUUGUGGAUCGACCCUACAGCCCAAUGGUGAACAGAAUUUAUUCAGGCAACUCAGCAGGUCUUUUCUUCAGUAACGGGAAAGUGUGGAGGAGACAGCGACGCUUCGCCAUGGCCAUGCUACGUACCUUUGGUCUGGCCAAGAGCUCCACAGAGCAGAGCAUCUGUGAAGAGAGCCAACAUCUGCAUGAGGAGAUGGAGAAGGAGAAAGGUAAGCUGUUCGACCCUGUGCCGGUCUUAAACAGCGCUGUAGCCAACAUCAUCUGUCAGAUAGUGUUUGGGAGACGGUUUGACUACAGCGAUCACAACUUUCAGAGCAUGCUGAAGGAUCUGGCUGUGAUUGCCUACUUGGAAGGCUCCAUAUGGGCUCUACUUUAUGAUGCGUGCCCUGCUCUGAUGAAACACCUGCCCGGGCCUCACAACGGCAUCUUCAGCAACUCCAAAUCUCUGGUGGCAUCUAUCAGGAGAGAGAUAGAAAGGCACAAGCUAGAUCUGAACCCCAGCGACCCUCGAGAUUACAUCGACACCUUCCUCAUAGAAGAGAAACAUAACAGACGCAGUGAACAGGGCUUUGAGGAAGGAAACCUGGCUCUGUGUUGUCUGGAUCUGUUCAUGGCCGGCAGCGAAACCACCUCAAAGACCCUGCAGUGGGGCCUGAUCUACCUCAUCAAGAACCCUCAUAUCCAAGAAAAAGUCCAGGCAGAGAUAAACGGAGUGAUCGGACGGAGCCGUCAGCCCACUAUGGCCGACCGGCCCAACAUGCCCUAUACUGACGCUGUCAUCCAUGAGAUCCAGAGGAUGGGAAACAUUGUUCCUCUGAAUGGACUCAGAGUAGCUGCCAAGGAUACAACACUGGGUGGUUACUUCAUACCUAAGGGAACCUCUGUGAUGCCCAACCUGACCUCGGUGCUGUUUGACAAGACUGAGUGGGAAACUCCAGACACCUUCAACCCCGGACACUUCCUGGAUGCUGAGGGAAAAUUUGUGAGGAGGGAAGCGUUUUUACCUUUCUCUGCAGGAAAGCGGGCCUGUCUGGGAGAAGGCCUUGCGAGAACGGAGCUGUUCUUGUUCUUCGUCAAUUUGUUUCAGAAGUUUCGUUUUUCCACUCUGGAAGGAGAUGAGCUGAGGACGGAGGGAAUCACUGGAGCCACACGUACACCGUACCCCUUCAAGAUCUAUGCCAAGACCCGAUAAAUCCUGUAACUGCUC